AUUAGUCGCAAGCAUUACUUCGGUCUAAUCUGUUGCUCCAUUCACGUACUCAGCCGAUCCCGUUUUCGAGUGCUUUCCCGGUUCCACUGGUCGAUUUAUCGGUGUUCUCGUUUAACUUGGACUGGAAUCUUAACUGCGAUUUGGCCAAUUUUAUCCAACGCCGUUACAUAACGCACGCCACGCGUCAAGGCCAGCUGCGUUUCGCAUCGCUUUGCAUCCGCCGGUAACACGCAUGCGCUGACCAUCUAUUUUUGUUUAUAAACACCAGACCGUGGGAAGCGCGGCGCAAAAGCGCAUUUUCCACCCGCAGUUUUGUUUUAUUUAUUGGACGAUAGCUAUCACAACAGCUGAUAUGACAGUUCCGUUCUAAGUUGUCUGGUGUGAAAAUGUCGAAAAAGUUACCCGUCCGUAUGCUGAGCCAGCUUGCGCUGGCGGAAGUUGCCGGUUCGAUUGUGGCCGCCAUCGGAAACAUGUUACAGACGACGUACAAUUUUGGCGUGGAGCCGGAUUUUACCCUGCUGAUUGUGGAAAUCAACUCGUACCUGGAGAACAUGGGAGCUACCAGCGCCAUCUACGAAGAUCUGCUGCGGGUAAUUCUGUCGUCGGAUUCUUUGGAGGCGUCCGCUCGAUUCUGCUGUCUGCAGAUGCUGUUAAAUGAAAGUGUACACACGCUGGCGACGGAAAUAUUUCCAUUUUCCUACUAUGAGCGGAUUCUUCAUGUCAUCGCCGCCCAGGGUAGAGGACUUCGGCAGCUCAACAUGAAGGGUGUCUGGGUGAAGGAAGAUACCUUGUGCUAUAUGUACGAAAUAAUCAAACAUCUACCGCAUCUGACCAAGUUGACGAUUCCGCACAUAGCGAACGACAAUCUGCUGAAGCACAUCGGAGAUUAUUCCAAGAACCUUCGACAUUUGGAUGUUAGCGGAGACACGGAUAUUACGGAGAUUGGGCUGGAGUACCUUUGCUAUGGCGAGUCAAAGAAUAGCUUUACUAUUUUGGAUAUUGGUUCGUUGGGAGAGGAGAACAUUUGUCACACGGAUAUAGCGUUAGUCCUGAUGAACCUUCCGAAUCUCGUAAGCCUAGCCAGUUACUCAUUCGUUGGCCAAAGUCUGAUGUACAUUCUAGAGCAGAAAAAUGCAGCUUUCAAGUGCAAACUAGCGUAUAUUCAUGAUACGAAAACUAAACCGAAGCAAUUAGACGCAAUCGUCAGUACGUGUCCCAACCUGAUGGAUCUGUAUCUGGACUGUCCUGAAUCAGGUAUCCUACCGAAACUAACUGAAGUCCUCCUGCGACGACUCAAACUGUACAAAUUUAGCUGUUCAGAGCUGUUCACCUUGCUGGAAGCGAUCGGCAACUCCGUGCGUCACCUAACUGUGAUAAAAGGUCGUGGCACACUGGAAAUCCAUCGACUAGUUCGCUGCUGCCCGAACCUGCUCGAUCUGGACUUCUACAUGAUGGACUCGUUGACCUUCUCGGGAGAUCGCGGUUUCCACGAUCUGCAAGGUCUCGAAAUGCUCAGUAGUCCAAUUUCGCAACCGGGCCUGCGAAGUUUGCUUAGCUUGCUGACCACGUUGAAACGGCUAGCGAUCGACGCUGUCACCUUCGAUGACGAUGACUUCUGCUCGCUGGUGAUCGAAAAGGACUUCUACCGGCUGGAGGACAUCUGGUUCACUACGGCACCGCACAUGUCGAUGGCCAGCGUCGAGAUGUUGAUGGAUCGCUGUCCGGAGCUACAGAGCCUUGGUCAGCUGAGUGGCUGGUCACUAACACCGGAUGACGUUUCGUUGCUUCGCGGUAUACUGAAGAGCUGUAACUCGGCAUUGGUACUGUCGCCUAGUACUAUUUUUCCGUAGCGUGCUCGCCGUGUCAUCAUCUCAUACUUUCAUUAUGAAUUGUGAUUUCGAGAUAGCGGGAUCCGGAGUUGGGUUCCCGGUAGUUCGAAAAAUUUAUCUCGCAUUGGUUUUUGUGUUGUUUAAAUGUUACGCCAUUGGCUAAUGAGGUCUUUCUCGACUACUGGUUCCCUUCUUUCAGAUGGUACAGUCACUGUGAGGUCAUAGCGAGUGACACGAAUCCGUCCAUGGGAAGGUGAACAAUGUAAACUAUGAAAAUAUAUUAUUUGUCCGAAAGGUGA
This is a messenger RNA of Topomyia yanbarensis, 2128 nucleotides long. RefSeq lists its product as uncharacterized. Bases 387 to 1850 code for a protein of 487 amino acids. The record is from RefSeq and is a predicted model, not a curated record. NCBI's taxonomy places the organism in Eukaryota, Metazoa, Arthropoda, Insecta, Diptera, Culicidae. The transcript is spliced from 2 exons.